This is a messenger RNA of Aptenodytes forsteri (emperor penguin), 475 nucleotides long. Its product is annotated as helicase SRCAP-like. The transcript is spliced from 4 exons. Bases 110 to 475 code for a protein of 121 amino acids. The record is from RefSeq and is a predicted model, not a curated record. Lineage: Eukaryota; Metazoa; Chordata; Aves; Sphenisciformes; Spheniscidae.
CCAGGGCCGGUGCCCCCGCAUCGGCCAGACCCGUGACGUCCACAUCUACCGGCUCAUCAGCGAGAGGACGGUGGAGGAGAAUAUCCUCAAGAAGGCCAACCAGAAGAGGAUGCUGGGAGAUAUGGCCAUCGAGGGGGGGAACUUCACCACCGCCUACUUCAAGCAGCAAACGAUCCGGGAGCUGUUCGACAUGGCGCCGGAGGAGCCGGGGCGCCGGGAGCCAGACAGGGACAAGGAGAAGGAGAAGGAGAAGGAGAGGGACAAGGACAGGGACGGGGACGUCCCCCUCGAUGAAGACGAGGACCCGGUGGCCACCCGGCGCACCCACAUCCUUGAGCAGAUGGCCGACCUGGCCCACACAAAAUGGCCGAUGGGGCCCCCAAGAUGGCCGACUGGAACAUCCCCAAAUGGCUGCCCAGGUGACCCCAAGAUGGCCGACAGUGACGCCAAGAUGGCCGACCUGGCAGACGGAUGA